AAAUGUCUUCUUAAUGGGGGUACAUAGUAAGUAAACUGGCAACUCACAUUUAUCCUACCUCAUUCCCUGGUUGCAUCAUCGAUUUUCGUAAUUUACUAUAAAUUUAUAAAAACCAAAGAUCGAUAAUGGCAGACAAAAUAAUUCCAGUAGUCAAAGCUGAGGAGGAAGAAGAGGACUUGGUCGAUCCUCAGGAGCAAUUACGAGAAGAGUGCUCUCAAAAACCUGACGCGCAAAACUUAUGGGGCAAGUACCAGGAGUGCAAUGACCGUGUCAACUCACGAUCUAAAACAGCUGAGACUUGUGAUGAAGAACUAAUUGAUUACCUCCAUGUCCUUGACAAAUGUGUUAGCAAAGACCUGUUCUCAAGGCUAAAGUAAUAUAGUAGUAGCUCUUUUUAAGGUUUAGUUCUGCCUUGAAAUAAAAUCAUUGUAACAGAAGGUUAUUACCAUACAUUUUGAAAGGUAGAACUAUAGUGCUGGUUAGUAAAUUAUUUAAUAUGUACCUUACAAGUAUAACUAAAAAAUUGAAAGGAUUUGUUGUUGUUGAUUUGUAAAUAAAUAAUCAAAAUAAUA
This is a messenger RNA of Galleria mellonella (greater wax moth), 572 nucleotides long. Its product is annotated as cytochrome b-c1 complex subunit 6, mitochondrial-like. The transcript has 3 exons. NCBI's taxonomy places the organism in Eukaryota, Metazoa, Arthropoda, Insecta, Lepidoptera, Pyralidae. The record is from RefSeq and is a predicted model, not a curated record. Gene Ontology annotation, biological process: mitochondrial electron transport, ubiquinol to cytochrome c. The coding region runs from base 126 to 377 and encodes 83 amino acids.